GCUGUCAUUUCAUCAGCUCUAUCACAUAAUCACUUUACUUACACUUUUAGUUCUUUGCUGCGGCACUUGUUUUUCGUUCAUCAAUUAAUUGGUCUCUUAGUGUGCAUCUAUAAAAUUUCCUAGAUGAUUACACGUGCCGUCUGUGUUCGUUCCAUGCUGCGUGGCUUGUCCACAGUGGCGGCCUGUGCGCGCAAUCGCCAUACACAAAGCUCCAUGGUUGAAUAUUUCAAUGAGGUGCGGCUUCUGCGAUACAAUGGAGCCGCUUUAAUGAUGCAGACACAGCGCUUCUACGCCAGCCGGAAGCGUGGCGAUGGCGAUGAUGCGAUGGCUGAGGGCGAGCCCGAACUGUUGUCAGAUCAUCGAGAUUCGCAGCAGCUGCCGGCAACUGUUGCCGUUCCAGAUGUGUGGCCCCACGUGCCAAUGCUGGCGAUGCGCCGGAAUCCCCUCUUUCCCCGUUUCAUGAAGAUAGUCGAGGUCUCCAAUCCGAUUAUAAUGGACCUGUUACGGCGCAAAGUGAAGCUAAAUCAGCCGUAUGUGGGCGUCUUUCUCAAGAAAUCAGACGGCGAGGAGGAGAUUAUACACGAUAUAGACGAUGUGUAUUCCGUGGGCUGCUUUGCACAGAUACAGGAGCUGCAGGACUUGGGCGAUAAGUUGCGCAUGGUUGUUGUCGCCCAUCGACGCAUCAAAAUCACCGGUCAAAUAUUGGAGGAAGUGCAGCCACCGGCGAAAUCAGUGAAAAUGACAACUUUGCAAUAUCCACUCUUUAAUAUAAAAUUACGCAUCCCAGCUGAAGAUCAAACGACUAGCGAUUCCACAUUCAAAUCGGUCAGUAGAAGCGCACGCAAAGCACGGGGACGCGCACCCCGGCGACAAACGCAGAAUCUAAGCGAUGCUGCCACCACCGAGGAGGUUGCCCAGAGUCAGACGCUGGAGGCACCACUGGCCAGCGGUCGUGUGGAGCCAGCAGCUGCACCAACCAAACCGCUAGAGAAUGACGCGACAGCCUCUGCUGAUGUUGCUGAAGAGUCUACAGCCCCAAAUGGACCGCCAGUGCUGAUUGUGGAGGUAGAGAAUGUCAAGCAGCCGGCGUACAAACAAACCGAAGAAGUCAAAGCUUUAACGCAAGAGAUUAUUAAAACCUUGCGCGAUAUCAUCACCAUGAAUCCUUUGUACAGAGAAAGCUUACAGCAAAUGCUGCAUCAGAAUCAACGAGUUGUCGAUAAUCCCAUUUAUUUGUGUGAUUUGGGCGCCUCACUCUCCUCGGGCGAGCCAGCUGAGCUGCAGAAAAUUCUCGAGGAAACCGAUAUACCUCAGCGAUUAUUACUCGCAUUGGCACUCCUUAAAAAGGAAUUGGAGUUGUCUCGAUUGCAGCAAAAGAUUGGACGCGAAGUGGAGGAGAAGGUCAAGCAGCAGCAUCGCAAAUAUAUACUGCAGGAGCAGCUGAAGGUCAUCAAAAAGGAGCUGGGCAUUGAGAAGGAUGACAAGGAUGCCAUCGGUGAGAAAUAUCGCGACAAACUCAAGGACAAAACAGUGCCGGAGAACAUCAAAACUGUCAUUGACGAGGAACUGACCAAGCUGAACUUCUUAGAAAGUCACAGUUCCGAAUUCAACGUUACACGAAAUUAUUUAGACUGGCUCACCUCAUUGCCUUGGGGCGUUAUUAGUCCCGAGAACUUGUGCCUUGACAAAGCCACCGAAAUUUUAAACAACGAUCAUUAUGGCAUGGAAGACAUCAAGAAGCGUAUUUUGGAAUUUAUUGCUGUUAGCUCUCUAAAGGGUACGACGCAAGGCAAAAUUCUGUGUUUCCAUGGGCCGCCUGGAGUUGGCAAGACGAGCAUAGCGAAAUCAAUAGCGAACGCCUUGAGUCGCGAGUAUUUCCGCUUUAGUGUGGGCGGAAUGACGGAUGUAGCGGAGAUCAAGGGUCAUCGGCGCACCUACGUAGGCGCCAUGCCCGGUAAGCUGAUACAGUGUCUGAAAAAGACCAAAACGGAGAAUCCUCUGGUGCUCAUCGAUGAGGUCGAUAAGAUUGGAAAAGGCUAUCAGGGUGAUCCUAGCUCUGCUCUGCUCGAGUUGCUGGAUCCCGAGCAAAAUGCCAAUUUCCUUGACCAUUAUUUGGAUGUGCCCGUUGAUCUGUCCCGUGUCUUAUUCAUUUGCACAGCGAAUGUGAUAGAUACCAUACCCGAGCCACUGCGGGAUCGUAUGGAACUCAUCGAAAUGUCUGGAUAUGUUGCCGAAGAGAAGGUAGCCAUUGCGCGCCAGUAUCUGAUACCACAGGCCAUGAAUGACUGCGGUCUAACGGAUAAACAGGUUAACAUAACCGAGGAUGCGCUAAAAAUGCUCAUACGCAGCUAUUGUCGCGAAUCUGGUGUGCGUAAUCUGCAGAAGCAAAUCGAGAAGGUCAUACGCAAGGUGGCCUUCCGGCUGGUCAAAAAAGAGGGCGAAGAGUUCCCAGUGAAUGCCGACAAUCUAACAACGUUCCUGGGCAAACAAGUUUUCAGUUCGGAUCGCAUGUACGCAACGACACCAGCCGGUGUUGUCAUGGGCUUGGCCUGGACAGCCAUGGGCGGAUCAUCGUUGUACAUUGAGACAUCCCGGCGUCACAUUCGUUCAGAGAAACCCGAAGCGAACAGUGGAGCAUUACACCUAACGGGCAAUCUGGGCGAUGUAAUGAAGGAAUCUGCACAAAUUGCCUUGACUGUGGCCCGAAACUUUUUGUACACAUAUGAUCCAAAGAACAAGUUCCUAGAGCAAGAACACAUUCACCUGCAUGUGCCUGAGGGCGCCACACCGAAAGAUGGACCUAGCGCUGGUGUUACUAUAAUCACAGCAUUGGUUUCACUAGCCACCGGCAAGCCAGUGCGUCCGGAUGUGGCAAUGACGGGCGAGGUUUCCCUAAUGGGAAAGGUUUUGACUGUAGGCGGCAUAAAAGAGAAAACCAUUGCUGCUCGUCGCAGCGGCGUCACAUGUCUUAUUCUGCCCUUUGACAAUAAGAAGGACUUUGAUGAGCUGCCCAGCUUCAUUACCGAUGGACUGGAAGUGCACUUUGCCAGCAACUAUGAUGAUGUCUAUAGGAUUGCCUUUGCAGAUCCACAGCUAUUAGAAACAGAUAGCAAAAGUGAAUCUGCGGCGCCGCUUGAAAAGAUAGCCAGUGUUUCGGCUAAGCAAGCCAGCACAUAGUCGUAUCGACUAACUUUAGGCUAAGCACUUUGGGUUGGGUGUUUGGGGACACAAGCUGCGUUCAUGUAAACUUUUUGGAUAUGACCUAUGUUAAUCUGUUUAUUAGUAUCUAAAUAGCUAUAUGUAUUUAGAGCAAAGCAUUUGGUUAGCUAAUGCCAGGUAAAUUAAAUGUAUAUGGUAAUA
Messenger RNA from Drosophila grimshawi, 3360 nucleotides. It is a transcript of the gene Lon, whose product is annotated as lon protease homolog, mitochondrial. The record is from RefSeq and is a predicted model, not a curated record. The coding region runs from base 124 to 3177 and encodes 1017 amino acids. Gene Ontology annotation, biological process: protein quality control for misfolded or incompletely synthesized proteins; chaperone-mediated protein complex assembly; mitochondrion organization. Lineage: Eukaryota; Metazoa; Arthropoda; Insecta; Diptera; Drosophilidae. Gene Ontology annotation, molecular function: ATP binding; single-stranded DNA binding; ATP-dependent peptidase activity. The transcript has 9 exons. Gene Ontology annotation, cellular component: mitochondrial matrix.